UUAAUUUUUGUUUUUUUUUUUAUUUUUUCUAUAUUGUUCGUCGAUGACGCAGUUUUAAUAGCCUGUAUUACGUCGCUUUUUAAAGCUUUUGUUAUCGUAUGUAAACAAGGCUGUGAGGCCGAAGAGGUUAUCAAGUUCCAAAAAAAUCUUGAGCUCACAUUUUUUAAGCUUUAUUUUAUUUUGGUUUUUUUUUUUUUUUUUUUUUUUGAGGGAAAUGCUUUGUUUUUGUGUUCUGCAAAUGUCCGUGUUGUCAAGGCUCCCUUCUGUUCUUCGAGCAAAUGCAACUUAAAGAAGACCUUACCUUUACCCUUUUGCUGCACAACCUCUGAUAGUAAAUACCAGCCAAUUCGGAUCGUCGAAUAUACAUUUUUAAGUUAUAAAAGAUGAUGAAGAAUACGGGUGAAAAACAAAAGGACGAUGGCUCCACACAAAGUAAUGGGUCCAGGACACUUGCAAGCCCAUCUACUCAGACUCCUCGCUCAGUCUCUCAGGAGCCGUGAUCAGAGCCUCCAUUGAUUCCACGAAGAUGAAAGCAUCGUCAGCAAAGUCAAGAUCAGUGAAUCUUUCCUCAGCAACAGAUGCCGUAUAGCCGCUGGACCCAACGACCUUGAUCAGCACCCAGUACAUUCAAGCAUUGAACAGGCAACUCGGCUUCUGAAGAGUCAAACCACUCUGCUUAUGAUUCAGGAAGUCAAUCGGAGAGUGAACAAGGCAGUGACCAGGCCCCAGAGCCAGGCAGUGAUCAUUGCUCAGAUACCAACAGCAGCUCAGAAUCUGAAAGUCGAUCUGAGUCGGGAAGCGAGUCAGCUGAGUCAAAAUCCCAGCAAACACCUUCACAGGCUAAGGAUAAGCCAAUCAGCAAAAAGGAAAGAAUAGCAGAUGUUAAGAAGAUGUGGGAGGAACAUCCGGAUGUUUAUGGGGUCAGGAGAUCAAAUCGAAGUAGACACGAACCUGCUCGUUUAAACCUUGGAAUGGAGGGAAGUAGCGAUUCUGAAAAUGAAAGUCCUAAAAGAAGGGGUACUCGACAAAAGAAGAGAGGAAUCACAUGGAAAGAUGAUGGCUCUAAUAAUGAUGAAGAGGAUGAUGAGUCCAGCAGUGAACAAGAGGAAACAAAAGUUAAAUCUCAGAGACCUACUGCAAAAAGAAAACAAGUGAAAAAACCUGCUAAAAAGCAGCAGCGGCCUCAGAACAAGAAACGGAAAAGACACGAGUCUUCAGAUGAAGAUGAUGAAGAUGAUGAUGAUGAUGAUGAUGACACCCCUAAGAGACAAACACGUCGACGUGCAGCCAAAAAUGUCAGUUACAAAGAAGAUGAAGAUGAUUUUGAAACUGACUCAGAUGACUUGAUAGAAAUGACAGGUGAUGGCAUGGAAGACCAGCAGGAUGACAGUGAAACAAUAGAAAAGGUUCUUGAUAACAGAACUGGAAAAAAAGGGGCUACAGGCGCAACUACUACAGUUUAUGCUGUAGAAGCUAAUGGAGAUCCCAAUGCCGAUUUUGAUCUGCAGAAUGAAGAAGGGGAAGUUCACUACCUCAUAAAAUGGAAAGGCUGGUCUUACAUUCAUGGUACUUGGGAAAGCAUAGAUUCUCUGACUCAACAGAAAGUAAAGGGUCUGAAAAAGCUAGAGAACUUUAAGAAAAAAGAUGAAGAAAUAAAGCAAUGGCUUUCAAAAGCAUCUCCUGAAGAUAUUGAGUACUACAAUUGUCAACAAGAGUUGACAGUUGAUUUAAAUAAGCAGUACCAGAUUGUUGAAAGAGUUAUAGCAAUGAAGACAGGAAAAUCAUCACAGGGACACACUGACUUCCCCUCACACAAAACCUCCUCUUCUAAUGAACCAGAGUACCUCUGCAAAUGGAUGGGGCUUCCGUAUGCUGAAUGCAGUUGGGAAGAUGGAAUACUGAUUCAGAAAAAGUUUUCACUCUGCAUUGAAAAAUUCAGCAAUAGGAAUAACUGUAAAACAAUCCCUUCUAAAGACUGUAAAGUGCUAAAACAGAGGCCUCGGUUUGUCACGCUGAAAAAGCAACCAUCAUAUAUUGGAGGAGAAAACCUAGAGCUUCGUGAUUACCAAUUAGAUGGGCUUAACUGGCUUGCCCAUUCCUGGUGCAGGUGUAAUAGCGUGAUCUUGGCUGAUGAAAUGGGCCUUGGUAAAACCAUUCAGACCAUUUCAUUUUUAUCGUACCUGUUCCAUCAGCACCAGUUGUAUGGCCCCUUCCUAUUGGUAGUACCACUCUCUACCUUGACUUCCUGGCAGAGAGAGUUUGAAACGUGGGCUCCAGAUAUGAAUGUAGUAGUAUACCUUGGGGACAUUGGGAGCAGAAAUACGAUUCGAGAUUAUGAGUGGAUCCAUCCUCAAACGAAACGGUUGAAAUUCAAUGCACUACUAACAACCUAUGAAAUCCUACUAAAAGACAAGGCAGUGUUGGGUAGCAUAAACUGGGCAUUCCUGGGUGUAGAUGAAGCUCACAGGCUGAAGAAUGAUGAUUCUCUGCUGUAUAAGACCCUAAUUGAUUUCAGGUCAAAUCACCGCCUGCUUAUAACGGGGACACCUCUUCAGAAUUCCCUAAAGGAAUUGUGGUCACUGCUUCACUUCCUCAUGCCAGAAAAAUUUGAUUCAUGGGAGGAUUUUGAAAGUGAUCAUGGCAAGGGCAGAGAAAAUGGAUACCAAAGUUUGCACAAAGUCCUUGAGCCAUUCCUACUUCGACGUGUCAAAAAGGAUGUAGAGAAGUCAUUGCCUGCUAAAGUGGAGCAAAUCUUAAGGGUGGAUAUGUCAGCCCAACAAAAACAGUAUUAUAAGUGGAUUUUAACAAGGAAUUACAGGGCACUUUCUAAAGGGACACGAGGAAGCACUUCUGGCUUUUUGAAUAUAGUCAUGGAACUAAAAAAAUGUUGUAAUCAUUGUUAUUUGGUUAAAAUGCUAGAAGAAAAUGAAAAUGAAAAAGCAGAGGAACAUUUGCAGAAACUCAUCCGAAGCAGUGGGAAGCUAGUACUUCUGGAUAAACUUUUGACAAGACUUCGUGAGAGAGGCAACAGAGUUCUUAUUUUUUCCCAGAUGGUGCGAAUGCUGGAUAUUCUAGCUGAUUACCUAACUAUCAAGCGAUAUCCUUUUCAGCGCUUGGAUGGCUCAAUAAAAGGAGAAAUACGAAAGCAAGCCCUGGAUCAUUUUAAUGCAGAAGGAUCUGAGGAUUUCUGCUUUCUGCUUUCUACACGGGCAGGAGGUUUGGGAAUCAACUUGGCUUCUGCCGACACAGUAGUUAUUUUUGACUCUGACUGGAAUCCUCAAAAUGACUUGCAAGCUCAAGCCCGAGCUCACAGGAUUGGUCAGAAAAAACAGGUCAAUAUAUACCGAUUGGUUACAAAGGGAACAGUAGAAGAAGAUAUUAUUGAACGAGCCAAGAAAAAGAUGGUUUUAGAUCACCUUGUUAUCCAAAGAAUGGACACAACUGGUCGCACUGUUCUGGAUAACAACUCAGGAAAUUCAAAUUCAAAUCCAUUUAACAAGGAGGAAUUGACAGCAAUUUUAAAGUUUGGUGCAGAAGACUUAUUCAAGGAACCAGAAGGGGAAGAAUCAGAACCGCAGGAAAUGGAUAUUGAUGAAAUACUACGUCUGGCAGAAACGAGAGAGAGUGAACAGUCAGUUAGUGCCACUGAUGAGCUGUUGUCUCAGUUUAAGGUUGCAAAUUUCUCUACCAUGGAAGAGAGCAGUGAACUGGAGGAGAGGACUGCAAAGGACUGGGAUGACAUAAUACCAGAAGACCAGAGGAAAAAGGUAGAGGAAGAAGAAAAGCAGAAAGAAAUGGAAGAUAUCUACAUGUUGCCAAGAAGCAGAAGUUCCACUAAAAAGACCCAAGCAAACGACAGUGACUCAGAUGUUGGUUCAAAGCUAAAAGCCCAAAGGUCUUCAGGUUCAGAGAGUGAAACAGAUGACACUGAUGAUGACAAGAGGCCUAAACGCAGAGGAAGGCCCCGUGCACGGAAGGACAAUGUAGAGGGUUUUACAGACACCGAGAUCCGAAGAUUUAUCAAAGCUUACAAAAAGUUUGGUGCUCCACUUGAGCGGUUGGAAGCAAUUGCUCGAGAUGCAGAGCUGGUUGAUAAAUCAGUGGCAGAUCUGAAACGUUUGGGAGAGUUGAUUCAUAACACUUGUGCAGCAGCUGUGUUAGAACAUGAGGAACAUUUAAAAGAAAACCCAAGUGAAGCUAAAGGACCAGGAAAACGAAGAGGUAUAACAAUCAAGAUUUCUGGUGUUCAGGUGAAUGCCAAGUCCAUCAUUCAACAUGAGGAGGAAUUUGCAUCCCUGCAUAAAGCUAUACCUGCAGAUUCAGAAGAAAGAAAAAAUUUCCAGUUGAACUGCCAUGUAAAGGUUUCCCACUUUGAUGUUGAAUGGGAUGUAGAAGAUGACAGCAACUUACUGUUAGGAAUAUAUGAACAUGGCUACAGCAACUGGGAUUUGAUCAAAGCAGAUCCAGAUCUUAAGCUAACCAACAAGAUUCUACCCGAUGACCCAUCUAAGAAGCCCCAAGCAAAACAUCUGCAAGGACGGGCCGAUUAUCUCCUGAAGCUACUAAAACGGCAACUUGAGAACAAAGACUCAAGUAAACUAACAGAAGAAACAAAAGUAAAAAAGCGCAAACCACGGAUUAAAAAAGAAAACAAACUUCCCAAAGAUGAACAUGGAAAUGAGAUUUCUUCUCCUCGCCACUCAGACAAUCCAUCUGAGGAGGGAGAGGUAAAGGAAGAAGGUGUUGAAAGGAGCCCUCCCAGAAAAAAAACAAAAAAGAAAGAUAACAAAGAAAAUAAAGAAAAGCAAAUACUUAAAAAGGAGAAGGAAGUGGAUAAAGAAAGAAAGAAAACAAAACCGAAGAAAGAAAAGGCCAAAUCUGGAGCCAAAGGGAAGAAGCCUCAAGGUCCUGUGCAUAUCACAGCUGGAAGUGAACCUGUUCCUAUUGGAGAAGAUGAUGAUGAACUUGACCAAGAAACUUUCAGUAUUUGUAAGGAGCGAAUGCGACCAGUAAAGAAGGCUUUAAAGCAACUGGACAAACCUGAUGAAGGGCUAUCAGUUCAAGAGCAGCUGCAACACACUCGCACCUGUCUGCUAAAAAUUGGGGACCGCAUCACAGAGUGCCUUAAAAUGUAUAGUGACUCUGAGCAAGUCAAACUGUGGAGGAGAAACCUAUGGAUAUUUGUCUCCAAGUUUACUGAAUUUGAUGCUAGAAAACUUCAUAAGCUUUACAAAAUGGCACAGAAGAAACGGUCACAAGAGGAAGAGAAAGAGCCAAAGAAAGAGGAUUUUUCAGGAUGUAAAAAGCCAUUCCGACCUGAGCCAUCUGGUUCCAGUCGAGAUUCUGUAGGAUCUCAGACUCCUCAGAAACCACAGUUGCCUCUGUCACGCCCUUCCCAGCAGCAGCAGCAACAAUCAAAUCCACAUUAUCGGGACAACUAUGGACAGACUAACAAGAGGCAUUUUGAUCGUGGUGAUUGGCCAAGAGAGCGUAAAUAUUAUCCAGGAAAUAGUAAUCCAUCUUGGCAAAGUGAACGGCAUCAUCAGUAUGACCAGCACAGGUACAAAGAUCAUCAUUACAGUGAACGACGAAUUCACAAUGACCCACACAGGAUUAACUUUCGGACAAAUACUUCUCCUCGCAAGCGACCUUAUGAUCAGUAUGAUAAUGACAGAGACCACCGGGGACACAGGGAUUACUAUGACAGACAUCAAGAUCCAAAGCGACGACGUCCAGAUGAUUUCAGAUCUCAAAACUACCACCAAGGUAGUAGUCAUCAGCAGGACUAUAGGAGACCACCUGACCACAGAGUCCAGAUGGGAUAUCACAGUCAGGGUGCACCUGAACACUACCGACCCUUCCACCCUGACAAACCUAUACCACCUGCCACUCCUGCACUGAUAGAUCCUCGAUCUCCCCAAUCCCAGAAAUCACCUCAUGAUUCCAGGUCCCCUCUGGACCGACCUGUAGAUCAGAAGAACACUCCUGACUUCAGUUGGAAUGUCAGAAAAACUUAAGUUUUAUGUGACCAGCAAGUGACUAAACUGGGCUGAUUGGAAGCAAAAUGUGGAGCAAACUGCUUCCAUACUUAUUAUGUGCUGCUAAGAAAAAAAGACAGGAAUGGUUUUAUAUUUGGAUGACCCAAGACUAUUUUUCUCAUCAGUUGGUUAAUUGCCAUUAACCAGGGAAAAUAUGAGAACCAGCAGACCACUCUCCCAAUAUAUAUAUAUAUAUAUAUAUAUAUAUAUAUAUAUAUAUAUAUAUAUAUAUAUAUAUAUAUGUAUAUAUAUAUAUAUAUAUAUAUAUAUAUAUAUAUAUAUAUAUAUAUAUAUAUAUAUAUAUAUAUAUAUAUAUAUAUGAAGACCAAAGGAAUAGUGAUAAUGUAUUGGGCACAGGUUCGGUUCUAAAGACAAUUUUAAUAGAAGUAUUUAAUUAAAAUUCAAGCAGCAAGUCAUAUUUUGCAGCUUACUAAUAAUGCAGAACUGAUUUGACAUAAUGAUAGAAUGGCCUUUGACUGUCUAUCAUAUAUAUAUAUAUAUAUAUUUUUGUUUGUUUGUUUUUAAUGCAGUGGCCAUAGUGAUUUUUUUUUUCAGGAGAAAGGAAAUUUUACAUUUUAACAAUGUUUAGCAAGGGAAGUGCCUAAAAUCUGAUGCUAUUGAAUUAAUUUAAAUUUGCAGGCAUCAUGGGUGCCUAAGAAUUGAAAGUAAAAUUCUUUGCAAAGAACUUCUCUGAAACAUCUCAUUUUAAAUGUGGACCGUCCCUUAUCCAGCUCUUUAUAACAAUAAUCCUCAGGACUGAAGUGUUCAAUUGGUGGCCUAUUGGUGGAAGGCAAUGUUUUCAUAGCCUGCUUGGCUAUAUGGACAAUGGGUUAAUGUAUUAAAGACUUCUACUACUGCAGAUUAUCAGAAUUUGAUCAGUCAGUGUGUGCAGAAUACAUUAUACUACUAGCUGGAAGCAACAGUCCAUCUAACUGGGAGUUUGGAAUUCACAAAAUAUUAUGUCUGCUUUGGAACCUAAAUUUCUGCUUAUUUAGCAACCAUGAUUCUUCUAGGUAGAGAUUCUCAUAAAGUCUUUGUUCAUUUAUAUAACAUGUUGAUUACCUGAAUCAUCUUUGUGCCAGAUGUUAAGAGUCCUAUGUACAUUUUAAGCACUUUCCCUGUUUGUAAGCUAGAACUUAUGGCCUGUUUAGUAUGUGGGAAACAGGAUUGGUUAGUUAAAUUUUACUUACAAUAAGGUAUAUUUUAUUCAGCUUUUAAGACAGAAUGUUAUUUAUUGUUACACUUUUUAAAACAUUCAAUUUUAAUGUUCUUGUUCAUAAAGAAUGUUUUAUUUCAAAGAAAAUUAUUUUACUGUAAACUUUCACAAGAGAGAGGCCAUAUUUCAUGCAAAAAUGCAUUUCCCCACCAGUUUUCUUAAAUCUUUAAAACUAUAUUUUUCUCUGGAACAAGUCAUUUCCAUAUACUUUUUUGGUUAUUAAGUCAGGUUUUUGUGUGCAAUUUUGCCAUACCAUUUCCUUUUUCAAUAAUUGUUACAGUACCCAGUCUGGAUGUUGAAUAAAUUUAAUAAAGGUACAUCAUGUAGCAUAUUUUGCACUCAAGAAUGCAGUAUUCACCUUUAAAGAUCCCUUCAUUUUUAUUUGGUUAAGAGGGAAUGUAUUAUAAGAUGAUAUUAAAGCAAAACUUCUCAAGUAAAAUUAUACUAUUGGAAAUGUCUUGAGAUUUCACUGCAGUCUCCACAGGUGUUAUAUAACUGAAAACAGUUACUAGUAAAUUCAAGAAUUUAAAUUCUUGUGCUAGUUUUUUUUUCUUUUCUUCAACGGUCUUUUUGAUCUUAUAACUUAAUGGGUUAAGAGGUUAUCAUCUCUAUACUUAAGAUUUUUAAACAUCUUUUAUUUUCUAAAAAUAGUAAACUGCAUUUGAGAUGUACACGGUGGCGCAGUGGGUAGCGCUGCUGCCUCGCAGUUGGGAGAUCUGGGGACCUGGGUUCGAUUCCCGGGUCCACCCUGCGUGGAGUUUGCAUGUUCUCCCCGUGUCUGCGUGGGUUUCCUCCGGGUGCUCCGGUUUCCUCCCACAGUCCAAAAACAUGCAGGUUAGGUGGAUUGGCGAUUCUAAAUUGGCCCUAGUGUGUGCUUGGUGUGUGGGUGUUUGUCCUGCGGUGGGUUGGCACCCUGCCCAGGAUUGGUUCCUGCCUUGUGCCCUGUGUUGGCUGGGAUUGGCUCCAGCAGACCCCCGUGACCCUGUGUUCGGAUUCAGCGGGUUGGAAAAUGGAUGGAUGGAUUUGAGAUGUCAAUUUAACUUUCUGAAGUCUUCACAACAAAUUAGAAUGUUCAAUGAUCAUUUGUUUGUUCAAAUAUUAGAAGCAGUCCGUUAUUCAAGUUUUGCCAAAACCAUAUAGAUUGGAUUUCUUGAGACUUGCUCUGCCAGCUAUUCAGUAUGUGAUUUUAAUUUAUUGUACCAUAAUGAAGGUGGGUGUUUACCCUUCCUAAAUUUAGAGAAAUGGUUUGUGAUAAAUGUUUAGAUAUAUUAACACAUAUUCAGUAUUGUCAUCCUUUUCCUAAAUUUUUCAUGUCUAAAUUGGGUUAGAUACAAAGUAUCCUUUUUGCAAACUCCCAGCAUAGCCAUGUGUAUAUUUAAUUUUUUCAGAUGUAGAGACUGAGGUAUUUAACUUCCUCUCUUUUCUGCCAUUGUGAAGUAAUGUUGUUGUAUGUGAUUGCCCCCUUGAGUAAAUAAUCACAAUGGUAUGAGGUCUUUGUCAAAUCUAAUACAGACAAAUGUGGCCCGUUUUAGAGCUACUGGCAGGUAGUCUGCUGGAAGUGUCAAUAAUUUUCAGUUAUCAACACCCUAUGUUUUAUACUCUAAUCGUUUAUAACAAGCAUGUAUUUACUUGACAACCACUUUACUUGCUCCUAACUAAUUGGGGUCAUGAAACAAAGAGAUGCUGACAAAGAUUAUUAUUGAAUAGUUUGAAGUUACAGUAUGCCUUUUCAGCUGUGCCUUACUUGAAGGACCUUUUUCUGUUUGUUGUGUUGACUGCACCUUUUGUGUUGAAGAUACAACUUCCACAAACAAAAACAAAAAGAUAUAACUUCCACAUUUUACUAGAUUGUUAACAAUAAAAUAAAAAGGUUAAAUGUUUACUCCUUAAUUUUUUACCAAAAAUGUUUUGAAUUAUAUGAUGAGAAACUGGUCCCAAAAUAUUUUAUUAGUGUUGCAUACUGUUUCCAGUGGACUUUAUUUCCUGAAGGAUGAAAUGCUUAAUUCCUAAAAAAGGCAGCCCUAAUUUCAGUUUCUACAGAAUUUCUUUUUCUUGCUUCCUUUUCAUUUGUCUUCUGUUUCUUUGUGGUUGAACAAUUUUAAGUGUAUGUUUCUCUGCAAUAUGGGUUUCCUCUUUAGAAUCAUUUGAAAAGUCAAACAUGUACUUUUUAUAAGAAUAUCCAAAAUAAAAUUUAAAAAAAGUUUGUCCUUAAAUUUGCAUUCUCACAAUUUCCACAGAUUCUCAUAGAUUUAGUGAGAAUGUUUGGGCGUGGUUAAAAAUUGUUUCCAUCUGCUAGGAGUUCGGUUUUCAGUUAUGACACCAUUGUGUCAGGAGCAGACAAGUCUCACUAUUUAGUAUUUGUUUUUCUUUUUUAUAAAGUUGAAAAACAAUUUCCUACUAAUUGAGAGCCAUUUUUCCAUUAAUUGUUUCCUAAUGAAUGUUAGAGGUACCUUUCGCUAGAAGAGAAAAUUGACCUUUGACAAAUGGCCAUUAUUUAAUUUCUUAAGGGAACAACAUGAAAUAGAAAAGAAAAAAAAACUGUUCAAGUGACAAGGACGAUCUGUACUGCUUAGGGUACAGCAUGUUAGUUUGACUUUAUAAACGUCAAAGGUCAACUGAGUCAAGAAAAAAAAAGGUUGAUAUUUUGCAGUUGUAGUAGGUCAAUCCAUAACUGGUUAAUCAUUUACGCAGUGGGUGUCCUUAAUUAUUAUUGGUGGUGAUACAUUACCAGUUUUGAUGUUUUUACUGAGUAAGUAGCCUGUUGCACAGCAGUAACCGUGUACUACAACUUUGAGGUGGAGGUGCACAGAUUUGUUCUUCGAGGGUUAUUUUGCUCCCUGCCAAUGAUUACUUUUCUUGCUUAUUCUUCCUUUUACAGUUGUAAACAGGUGUGUAUCCAAAACAUAAACAUAAAAGAAUUCUGAAACAAUAAUUUAUAUUUGUGAAAAAAGCCACUGUUCUAGUGUUUUUGAUGUAAAUAUGUUGUUUAUAGUACUGUAUGUAUUAAAUUUUCCUACAUUGUAAACUGUUGUUCUCCAAGGCUUUAUUAAAGAGAGUUCUUGAAAAUUUUAACAA
Erpetoichthys calabaricus (reedfish) is the source of this 10329-nucleotide messenger RNA. RefSeq names its product chromodomain helicase DNA binding protein 2 (gene chd2). Gene Ontology annotation, cellular component: chromatin; nucleus. The transcript is spliced from 39 exons. Lineage: Eukaryota; Metazoa; Chordata; Cladistia; Polypteriformes; Polypteridae. The record is from RefSeq and is a predicted model, not a curated record. Bases 891 to 6017 code for a protein of 1708 amino acids. Gene Ontology annotation, molecular function: DNA binding; ATP hydrolysis activity; ATP binding. Gene Ontology annotation, biological process: regulation of transcription by RNA polymerase II; nucleosome organization.